Molecule: messenger RNA, 3679 nt
Organism: Aricia agestis (brown argus)
Lineage: Eukaryota; Metazoa; Arthropoda; Insecta; Lepidoptera; Lycaenidae
Product: probable basic-leucine zipper transcription factor F
Exons: 5
Coding region: 237-3635 (1132 amino acids)
Source: RefSeq, a predicted model, not a curated record
AUAUAUAUAAAAACUUGAUAUAAUCCGUAGUAAGGUUCCCAAGGAGAGAUAGAGCAUUUAUAAUUUCGUAGUGCUAGAAAACAAAUUGUUUGUUCUUAAUGUAAGUUCCUUCCCUGACAAGUAAUACGGAUAAAAUUACAACGACUGCAACAUGAACAGCUAAUGUCAUUUUUCUCUCAAUGUGUUGAUGAAACAGUUUAAUAACAAGUCAGUAGUAUAAACAGCGAUAAGUCGUCAUGUGGUGGCGCGUUCUACUGGCCGCGGCCGUCGUCACAUGUACGGUAACGCUCGCUCGGGGACCACAGCCGUUAAAUCAGAUAAAAGAUGUCUUAUGCGUAAUGCUGUUGAACAGUAUACAAAAGGAGGACUUGGCCGCGAUUUCGCGGAGACUGCAGAGUGUAAACAUUAGUGAGAACAAUACCUUACCGAGCGAUAUACGACGUAUUAUAGAGCUGACGACGAACAAAACUGAUAUCACGAACAAAAAUGAUAUAAAGGAUAACGAAGUAAAAGGUUCACAUGAUGCACUACUUCAAAGUAAGGAAAGACGUGAAAAUAAUCGAACAGAUCUAAACCAAUCCACCGAAUCCAAUCUAAACUACGAGAGAAUAAAAAAUAACAUUGUGGAGAAUAAUUUACAAGACGAUGAGAAAACCAACUGUGAUGUUGUAUUGGAUUACAAAAAUGGACAACCAACAUUACUGAGUCUAUUUCACUUUUGGAGAAAUUGUGUUAAUAUGAGCAGACCUAUGAAAAAUAACAAUAUGGAGAUAAACUUACAAAAUAAGUCAGCGUCCGUACGGAACAAAAGCAAUUCUAUCGGUGGGCAACAAAAUAUUGUACCUACACUACAUUUGGAUGCAGAACAAACUAUGAAACUGAGUAGAAUUAAUGACAUAAAAAGAAGAUAUGAUGAAGACGCAACAGAAAAUCAAGUUACAAGUAAAAUAAAACCGGAAGUACAAUUCCUACAAAAUUUAUACAAAAAUUAUUUAAGUUUACGUAGAAAUAGUGAAGAAAAUUUUAAAUCAAACGCUGAUACUAAUUUUAACCAUUUGAAUGACGAUUCAUCUAUAGAAUAUACUAUCAGACACAAUGAAUCUUAUGCUACAAAUAAUUUAGUAAAAAAAAAUUCAAUUGCUCCAAGAAACGAACCAGUAAGUCUUAUUUAUUCCAGUGAAAUUGCUAAGGAAUCCAGAUCCGACACUAACUUGUACUAUGAAGAACAUGACAACUUAAAUAUCAAAGAUUAUAACAUUGAUGAACCACCAGUUUACAAAAGUGGUUAUGGAAAAAUAUUUUACGAGUACAACGAAACAGGCUUAAAUACAUUAAAAAAUAAUCCUUAUAAAUUCAUAGAAAUGUUAAAAAGUUUAGCUAAAAAACCAAGCAAUAGCUUUUUAGAUAAUAAUCAGUUUGACGGUAAACAAUCAGAAUUGGACAUAAAAUUGCACGAAGUUUUAAAACUUUUAGAGAACACAGCUGUUAAUAAAGCAAAUUUGAUACCAACUAGGGAUCCAGUAAGAAGAAAAUUUAAUACAAAUAAUCAAACUUCUACAGCAAUUUUAGAUCUUAGGGACAUUGAUUCAACCAAAAGCACAAAACGGUAUUUUAAUAUUUUGUCAACAACAAAUAUACCAGUUGUGUCUGUUCCAAACGUACACUACGCCAACUGUUUGCGUCCUAGGAACAGAAAGAUAAAUACUUCAAAUACAAAAUAUAAAUUUUCUCAACAGAGAGUUAAGAUGUUAAACAAUGAUAACAUUCAAAAUGAAGUCGUAAAGUCAAGCGAAACAGCCAACAGUAAUAUACCCAAAGAUAUUUAUUUUUAUCCAAAAAAUUUACCACUAAAAACAGUUGUAAAUAACCAGAGAAUACACCCGUAUUAUAAGGACGCAGUAGGAAGAACCUAUCAAUCAAAUCUAUUUGAACCAAUUAAGGAAAUCAAAUCGACGAGUCUAGAAGUAGUAUCCGUUUCAAGCAUACAUUAUGUAAACUAUUUGCACCCCGAAAAAAGUAUUAUCAACAGUGUAAGCGCUUCAAAAGAAACUGAUAAAAUAUCAAAAUUAAUACCACAAUUUUCAAAAAGUUACAUUUACAGUCGUGAAGCUGAUGAGCAUAACUAUUACGAAUAUGAGAAAGUUAACAUCAUAGCUAGAAACCAUAACUCACAUAAUAUUAAGAGUUAUUAUUUUUACCCAAAAAUAUCACAGAAGCUACUUGGAACAGAACCUCGUUUACCGGGUAUUUAUUUUACUCCUAACGUGCCCGAACGAGGCAAUCGUCAAAUUGAAGAGGACGCUUACGCAAGUGAAACACAAAAACAAAACCAUGCGCUCAAAAAUGUGGAUGCUGCCUAUUCGCGCGACUGUAAUAUGCACAAUGUGGACUUAGACAAUGCGGCUAUUCUAGAUAAAGAGUACACCGUAGACACCGUUCCAUGCACACAGAAAUAUGCCAAUGCAACCGACAGAAGAAUGAAUGUAGAUGCGAAAAUAAAUGAAUCUGUAAUAAUUGAUGAAAACAAGGCUUUACCAAAAAGUGUGAUUACUAAUAUUGCUGAAAGAAUUAAAAUAGCUAUUUUAGAGGAUCUCAAGAAGGAAUUAAAUAUAGCUUCAUCUACAAAGUAUACGACGACACCCAGAUCUCUUCCGUUGAACAUUACUACUACUCCAUCGGCCAAAAUUGCAGAGACAACUUCGCAAAUUGUAUCCAUUACCCACAAAAUUAUGAUACAAGAUACAGUUUUGGAGAAAAUAAUGAAAUAUUUGGAGCAGAUGAACACUUCAAAAAAUGGUCCUCAAAAUAGAGUCAACAACUUUCAAUUCAGUAACAGAAACAAAAAAAUUAUAGACAAGGAUAACGCAAAAUUUACAACUGAAACAUAUUUGCGCAAUUUAAAUAAACAAGAGAAUUAUGAUAUCACCAAUCAAAAUUACAAAUUGGCAGUACCGAGACAUAAAAAGAAAGCAUCAGUUCAUAAAGAUAUACAAAGACAGAAAAAGCAUAAAUUAUUAAAAGAUAAAAUAGAAGAGCCAAAAACAGUUCAAACGAAUGAAUUACAAAUUGCUCCUUUGGGUAUAUAUGUGGACAGUUUUGUGUCGCCGAUCAAUCAAAAUAUCAUAGUGGCAUCUCACAAUAAAAAGAGAGGUGAUAAUAGAAACAAAAACGUAAAUUAUUAUAAACCACUAGAGAGGAAUGAAAUUCAAAAUAACCCUUCUCCACCUAAGUAUCGUACAAAUAUUCCUCCACCGACUAGCAACGUAAGAAGCAGUCAGCAAUAUAAUAUCAAUAGCUAUACAAAUUACGAUUAUCAAAAAAAUCAUAUGUCUGAAGAACACGAUGUAAAAUAUUUGGAUGACAAGUUUUUGAAUAAAGUCGUGAAAGAUUCGACUGCGCCAAAACUGCCCUCGAAUAAGGAUUGUUGUGAUCGUGAAUACCUAUCACAACUCAUGUACGAAUGUUGCAACGACAAAGUUGUGUCGAGAAGUCUAGAACCGUUGAUUAACAACGACUACAACGAGGCAAAUGAUAGAGGCUACGGAAGCUUCAUACAAUCACAGAACAAAGUGAAUGUUAUGCUGGCAAGAGCUUUAGCUUCAAGAAGUAAGUUUCGAAGCGUUGAAAGUAUUUAGUAAUAUAUCUAUAUCUAUGGACGCUUCACACCACGCCAGUCUGG